ACAUGCUGCGGGAUUUGCUGGAAAACAAGUCAGAAAAAGGUCUGGAUCCAGCAGGUCCUGGUUUUCGUUACAAAACAAGGGACAGGCGUCUAGAUAAAACAGACGCUCGUUUAGUCGAUGUAAUACAUACCAAUGGCGCUGAUGAUAUUUUAAAAGGUUUUGGCAUCAAGCAACCUAUUGGCCAUAUAAACUUUUAUCCUGAGGGAGGUGAAGUGCAAGCAGGAUGUCAACCUUCUUUAAAAGUUCUUAAUAAUUUUAAAAAUGAAAUGAAGGAUAUCUGGUACAAAAACUUAUUCCAAGCAAUGAGCAAGAUAAUUACAAAACGGAUAAAGGAAGAAGUGACGAAGUUAAUUCAAGACUUGUCCUGUAGUCAUUCAAGGUCAACACAGCUGUUUAUUGCAAGUAUUAGACUAUGUAAAUUUGAAUCUGUAACUUGCGAAAGUUGGGAACAUUUCAGCAACUGUAAAAAUGUAUCUUCAAAACUCAUGAUGGGAUUUUAUGCAAACAAAAAUAUAACAGCAAGUGAAACAGAUGAGAAAUUUUACUUGAAAACUGACGAAUCUUACCCUUAUUGUAAAUGAGGAAAACUCGUGUAACAUGUAUUAAGACUACAAUGUUUUUAUUCUGUUUGAAUUUAUUGUACAAUUUUAA
This is a messenger RNA of Stegodyphus dumicola, 651 nucleotides long. RefSeq names its product lipase member I-like. Gene Ontology annotation, biological process: lipid catabolic process. Lineage: Eukaryota; Metazoa; Arthropoda; Arachnida; Araneae; Eresidae. The record is from RefSeq and is a predicted model, not a curated record. Gene Ontology annotation, molecular function: lipase activity.